AGUUUCUGCUGCUAGGUUUUAUAUUCUGGUACAAUUGUUUUAUCCCCAUUUCGCGAGAUUAUAUGAUGUAGAGAGAGCGCGUCCUGUUUUGUCUUUGUCUGGUGGGUCUGCUGUGCUCUCCAAGGCGGACUGGCGGCACAAAACCCAGGAACAAUUACUAAUUCCACGAACAAACCGGAAGUCCCGGAACUUGGUAAUUCAUCAGAGCCCAAGAAGCUGGAAAGUACUUAUAUCACAGGCUGCCAGCUCGCAUUUCUCAAGAGUGCUCAGCAGACUUGCCUGUUUUUUCAACUUUGGGCGAGACCAUAAAGCGCAGAGUCAAGCAGAUGGCACAUCCCACCGCGAAACAUGCUGCCUCCUCUCAUACCGUCACAUUUCUGCCCUGGCGAAUACUGACAUGGCCAAGGUAGCCAGCAGAGCGCAAUUUCGAGGAGGUUAGUUAGCGAGCGUGGGAGCGCUGCAUCUCUAAUAAUAAUUAACAGACGUGCCGCAGUUCAGUUCAGCCCUGAAAUCAGGUUGCAGCGAGCCGCCUACUCUACUUGUAAAGGAGAGGCGCUGGUUUGCAAGAAGAUAUUACUGCCCUGCCCCUCAUUCACUUUUUUACAAAAUCCACAUUCCAGCGUGAAAAUCAUGGCCCAAGAGAUGUCUGGAACAUCUACCCCCAGCUCAACUCAUUCUAGCGCUUCUGUUGAUAAAUAUGAUACUAACUCUGGGGAGAAUUCGGCGCGCUGGUCGCCGGACCCCCAAGGCUCUCAUGUCCAGCCCUUGUGACAUGUUGAAGGAUGAUGCGUUCCUGGCUCCGCGCUACUUGCUCGCUACUCGCCAUGACACUGUUUUCCUCCCAUCCUCUUUCAGGCCUCGAGUGAGUUGAGAGAGGGGGGGGGGCUGAGUCCUUAGCGCCAGAUAAUGUCUUACGAUUCACUUACGCACUCUCUGGGAUCCAUGUCGGGGAAAAUGCCUGGAAAGAGAGAGAACAGAUGCCCGAGUAGUUGCACAUUACUACUGGAAAAUAUAGGGUCGAUUUUUCUCAGUGAUGUUGUGAUCGAUGUCACAGAAGGGCCUGUUCGGGAGGCGAUUGCUGAGAUCAGUGAAGCCAACUCACUAACAAAAUGCGCCCGUGUUAUGUUCACAACAGGAGUCCAAAUUCCAAAUUGCCCCCAUUAAUAGGCGGAGCAGGUCUUGUGCCAAGCUUUCACACCCAACUAAUAACCGACGGGACGCUUGCGGAUAAUCUAGUCAGGGCCUUUACACAAACGCGUCAGCCUACCUGGCCUCACUUCCAAGUUCCAACUUCCAACGGCAAAAUUCACUUGUGCUUGAGCGGAUUGUCGCAGCUCUGGCCCUUUGGGGAAUUAUGUUUGAGACGUAUUUUGUGGGUCGUUCAUUGCCAAGGCAGAAAAUGGUGGAUUAACAGGAUCAUUCUGCAACUUUCAAUUCGUUGUGGUUGGGGGUAGAGGACAGAGUGAAGUACCUGACCUUUAGGGCGGCGUUUGCGGAGGAACGUGCUUGGGAUGGAUGGAGGUUACAUGGCGGCGCUCCCAGAUUGGCGUUGGCAGUGGGAACACCCCGGGACCGCCAAAUCAGAAGCUGUCUAACCCCCAUAAAAGAAAUUGGAAACUCGCCCCUCUUUGUUACCAAUGGUCCUCUUUUCUAGGCUCCGCUAUUGAUUCGCCCCCCCUUGCAUGUGCUCCGGAUCGCAUCAUUGUCCCUUUUCUCGAUUUUUUGGCUGACAUCUUUUUUUCUUUCAACAUCACUAUGCGACAUCUCUAGACAAAUUUCAACCCCAUCGAAACUCCCAAGUUCGAGGUCUCUGGAAAUUCGAUAUACCUAGUACCGAAUUUCUUUUCUGUUAUUUUUCCGUUGAAUGAAUAGAUCCUCUGCACCAGUUAUGGCUGGGGCCAGGACUAAGGCCAAUGUUUUGUCGAGGAGGGAGAUCGAGGGCAUGAUCGCGGAUGGCCGAUGUAUCGUUGUUGUUGAUGACCAGGUGCUUAAGCUCGAUGCUUGGCUGAAGUUCCAUCCCGGGGGUGAUUUGGCUAUCAGGCACAUGGUAGGUAGAGAUGCCACAGACGAAGUGAACGCACUCCAUUCCAAGGCAACCAGACAGCGCAUGACUGCAUUCCAGAUUGGCCGCGUCGAAGGCAGAUGGACCAAUUUCCUCCCUCCCAUUCAAGGCGGCCGCUUUAGAACCUACGUUAAAGACCAGGAGGACACUGAUGUUACCGGGUCCGAUACAAUGAGCGAGAUAUCCAGUGAGGAGAGCUCACGAUCACGCUCACCUUCUCCAGUCUUCGAUUCUGCGGAUGAGAAUUCUGUUUUGAGGGAGAGGAGAAACGGUUCUAGCACAGACCUGUCGACAGCUGGGUCGAGCACGCCACCUGCAGAUUUCAGCUCCGAGGCUGAAAUGAGGUUAUCGAUCGUCGACGCCUGCACGCAGAAGGAAAUCAUACUGGACAAGACCACUUACCCUCCCGUGGAUCCGGCUCACCAGGCCAAUAUUAGCGCAAAGUACCGUGCCCUGGAAAAGCGCAUCCGUGCCGCGGGACUCUACCAGUGCAACUACUCCGCCUACGCAGUCGAAGCACUCCGAUAUUCUAUAUUUUUCGGACUCUUCAUAUUUUUCCUGCGCCGCUCCUACUUUUGCAUUUCCGCAUUCUUCCUGGGCUGCUUCUGGCAUCAACUUGUCUUCACUGCCCAUGAUGCAGGGCAUAAUGGCAUUACGCACAUUUACAAAGUCGACGCCACGAUUGGAAUCAUCGUCGCAGAUUUUAUCGGGGGAUUGAGUUUAGGCUGGUGGAAACGCAGCCAUAAUGUCCAUCACAUUGUCACAAACUCGCCAGAGCACGACCCUGAUAUCCAACUUAUGCCAUUCUUUGCGCUAACUACGAGAUUUUUCAACAGUCUCCGCAGCACCUAUUAUGAUAGAGUCAUGGGUUUUGAUGCCGUGGCCCGGUUCACAGUUAAGUAUCAACACUACAUGUACUACCCAAUUCUUCUCUUUGGCCGCUUCAACCUCUACUUCCUUAGCUGGGAGUAUCUCAUCAUGGGCCUCGGCCCCAAGAAAGGACCUGCCUGGUGGCACCGCUGGUUCGAACUGGUUGGCCAAGUCUUCUUCUGGACCUGGUUUGGCUACGGAGUUGUCUAUGCUUCUAUUCCCACAUGGACAAGCCGGGUCUUAUUUGUGCUCAUCUCGCACAUGGUCACCGCUCCCCUGCACGUCCAAAUUACUCUAUCCCACUACGCCAUGUCCACCGCUGAUCUGGGCAUUCAUGAAUCCUUUGCUCAAAAGAUGCUCCGCACCACAAUGGACGUGGACUGCCCCAAGUGGCUUGACUUUUUCCAUGGCGGCCUCCAGUUCCAGGCCAUCCACCACCUGUACCCUACAAUCCCGCGGCAUAACCUGCGCAAGACGCAGCGUUUUGUUCAGGAAUUUUGCAAGGAGGUUGAAAUUCCGUAUGCUGUGUUUACGUUCCUCGGUGGGAAUAAGAAGGUUAUUCAGAAACUGGGGGAUGUGGCUAUGCAGGCGCGGAUUUUGGAGGAUUGUAGAAGGGCGUGCGCGGCACAUGGAGUGUUUACUGACCAUCAUGCUCAUUCACAUGAGCAUGCGCAUUGAAUGAACAUCUUUGUGGUCUAGCGGUUCAUUUUCAUUUUCUUUGCUUUCCCUUUUUUCCCCCCACUUUCUCAAGCUCCUUGUGCAUAUGGGGCUGCAUAUGUUCCAAGACGAUCAUCCCUUGACCGAGGGAGGGGACAUGUUUUUUCUUUCCCUCACUAUUUUUUCAUUUUUUUUUUCAUUUUCCCUUUUUCCUGCCAUCUUUCAUUAUGUUAUUUUGUUUCAUUCAAGGCCGACUUUAUAUGAUGGUUCCUCCCAGUUCUUACGUGUACCCAUAUUAUGAGAUUGUAAUUUGAUACUAGAUAUAUUCCUUUUUAGCUUUUGCAGCCUGGGUGAUGCUUUAGACAAACGGUACUGUAGAAGUACCUUUGACAAGAAGAUAUCCCGCGUUGUUAGCUGUAAAUUGCUCAGAACAUAACGUGAGGUCUCCAUCGACCAUCCAUCCUGUCUGGCGAUGAAGCGCCGUAAGCAAGUACACAACGUUCCCCCUCCCCUGGGUCAAAACCUGAGCAGCCUUUCUUGAAUGUGUGUGUGGCAAAUGAGAGAGGUACACGUAUCACUGGGAAUGUCAAAGGAGUUGUUUCAAAUCGCGUUCCACAUUGGUUUACCAACUCCAACUUGACCCAAAGUGACAUACAAAAAACAAAAAAAAAGCGGUUUUUCUGUGCUACAGUAUGCCCGCGUAUCAUUUUUUGAGCAUACUGUUUUCGAGAUUAGUUUGUAAUAAACAAGAAACUAAGUUGAAUGGAUAAGCGUCCUAACUAUAACUUACCCAUACCAUGGUACCCCCUUGAAG
Blastomyces dermatitidis ER-3 is the source of this 4403-nucleotide messenger RNA. Its product is annotated as fatty acid desaturase. Lineage: Eukaryota; Fungi; Ascomycota; Eurotiomycetes; Onygenales; Ajellomycetaceae. The transcript has 3 exons. Bases 1865 to 3610 code for a protein of 581 amino acids. Gene Ontology annotation, biological process: lipid metabolic process. Gene Ontology annotation, molecular function: oxidoreductase activity, acting on paired donors, with oxidation of a pair of donors resulting in the reduction of molecular oxygen to two molecules of water. Gene Ontology annotation, cellular component: membrane. The record is from RefSeq and is a predicted model, not a curated record.